AUGUGGGUCGAUAAAUCUCCAGCAUUAAUCAACGCCGUUACUAACUGAUUGGAGUCAUGAAGCACGUUCUCCUCCUUAUCUCCAUCGCCUGCUCAGUAACAGGACUGUCGGUCCUAAAUCAGCGCAUUGUCGGAGGAGAUUUGGCCACAACUGGACAAUUUCCUUAUGUCGUUUCCAUCAUUGAAAACGACCGCCAUUUCUGCGGCGGAUUCAUUUACAGCAACCGGUGGAUCGUCACCACAGCGUCCUGUGUUGCGGGUAAAUUACCGAGUGCCCUGAGAAUUGCGGCCGGAAGUUUGGGUUGGAAUCAAGAGCCCGAUGUCCAAAGUGUUCCCGUUUACAACGUCUAUGUUUUUGACGGGUACAACAGCACUUUCCAGCUCAAUGAUAUCGCCCUACUAAAGCUGACGAAAGAUAUCGUUUUUGACUCCAAUGCCAAUUUCGUGAAAUAUAGCGAAGUAAAUACGGACGAUCUGAGAGCUGCCGUCAUCGGAUGGGGUGCAACAAAUGAAGAAGGCAAUGUAACUACUGAACUUCGCUGCGGAGAAGUCUACAUCACGGAAACGACCGAAUGUGGUGAUUACUCCGAACCGGAAUUUAAACUUUUUUCUAUGAUUUGCGCUAGUCCUGAUACUACUACCGAUCCACCAAUUUCCGCUGGGUCUCCUUGCCAGUACGACGAAGGGUCUCCUCUGGUUCAAGUUAUCGGCACCCAGCACAUAGCGGUGGGCGUCAUGUCCAAAGCUAAAAGCUGCUCGUUGGACUCUGUCAGUGUCUACACCCGACUGUCGAAUUUCUAUUCGUGGCUACAAGCAACCGCCGGUCAACAGCCCGUGUCCGUCUGAUACAAGUCGAUGUCUACCAUGGACAAUGUUCUAUAUAGUAGUCAAAUGGGCUCGAAAUUUUUACUUAAGACGUCAAUAAACAUUUAGAAAUAUCA
Daphnia pulicaria is the source of this 940-nucleotide messenger RNA. Its product is annotated as trypsin alpha-like. The transcript is spliced from 6 exons. Gene Ontology annotation, biological process: proteolysis. Lineage: Eukaryota; Metazoa; Arthropoda; Branchiopoda; Diplostraca; Daphniidae. Gene Ontology annotation, molecular function: serine-type endopeptidase activity. Bases 57 to 845 code for a protein of 262 amino acids. The record is from RefSeq and is a predicted model, not a curated record.